AUGAAGGCCACUGUGGUCAUGCUGUCUUUAUAUUUUGGAAUGUUUUAUCUAGAAAAGUAUGAAAAAGUCCAUCAUUUUGGGGAGGAGGAUGAGGAGGUACAACCAGGCAAUCCAAAGCCACAACUUCCCAUUGGUGCAAUCCCAACUUCCUAUAACUACCAGCAACACAGUGUGUCAGAUUACCUUCGUCAAAGCUAUGGGCUGUCUAUGGACUUUAACUCACCAAAUGAUUAUAAUAAAUUGGUGCUUUCACUGUUAUCUGGACUCCCAAAUGAAGUGGAUUUUGCAAUUAAUGUAUGUACUCUUCUUUCAAAUGAAAGCAAGCAUGUCAUGCAGCUUGAAAAGGACCCUAAAAUCAUCACGUUACUGCUUGCUAAUGCUGGGGUAUUUGAUGACACUUUAGGAUCGUUUUCUGCUGUAUUUGGAGAAGAAUGGAAGGAGAAAACUGAUAGAGAUUUUGUUAAGGGAUCUUUCCUGCUUAGGCAGGAAACAAAUGUUGAAUGGACUGAGAGCAAUCAAGCCAGUCUGCUUAAAUCCAAAAAAGGUGAUUUAGGACCCUCUUCCCGUGUAAAGAGAAGGAAUAGAGGCUGCAAUCUCACUCUGAACUUAAGAUGUCUCAACACCUUUACUCAGUUUUGGAGGGAUAUUGUUGAGGAUAUUGAAGUACGUGACCUAAUUUCUGACAGAAGCAAAUCUCAAGAUAUUCCAUCAGAAGAUUGGAUUUGGGAAUCCUUAUUUCAUCCACCUCGCAAACUGGGCAUUAAUGAUAUCGAAGGGCAGCGGGUACUGCAGAUUGCAGUGAUUUUACGUAAUCUUUCUUUUGAAGAGGGAAAUGUUAAACUUCUGGCAGCUAAUCGUACUUGUCUUCGGUUCCUGCUACUCUCUGCUCACAGUCAUUUUAUUUCUCUGCGGCAGUUGGGGCUUGACACGCUGGGAAAUAUUGCAGCAGAGCUUCUCUUGGAUCCUGUUGAUUUCAAAACUACUCAUCUAAUGUUUCACACUGUUACAAAAUGCCUCAUGUCAAGGGAUAGAUUUUUAAAAAUGAGAGGCAUGGAAAUCUUGGCGAAUCUUUGUAAGGCUGAAGAUAAUGGUGUCUUAAUCUGUGAAUAUGUGGAUCAAGAGUCGUACAAGGAGAUCAUAUGUCAUCUCACACUACCAGAUGUGCUGCUUGUAAUCUCAGCACUUGAGGUGCUAUACAUGCUCACAGAAAUGGGAGAAGUAGCCUGCACAAAGAUUUCUAAAGUAGAGAAGAGCAUAGAUACGUUAGUGUGUCUGGUUUCUAUGGACAUCCAAAUGUUUGGGCCUGAUGCACUCACUGCUGUUAAACUCAUUGAACAUCAGUGUGUUAGCCAGCAAGGAGUACCUGAUGUCAGACCACCUAUGAUGGAUCAUGGUUCUUCACAGGCACAUGCAACAGGUAUCGCAGCCUCUAGAACAGCACCACAUGUUGCUCCACCACCAGGAAUAGUAGAAAUAGACAGUGAGAAAUUUGCAUGUCAGUGGUUGAAUGCCCAUUUUGAAGUGAAUCUUGAUUGCUCAAUCUCUCGAGCAGAAAUGUACUCUGAAUACCUCUCUACAUGUAGUAAAUUAGCUCGAGGUGGAAUCCUAACAUCAACUGGAUUUUAUAAAUGUCUGCGAACUGUCUUUCCAAAUCAUACAGUGAAGAGAGUAGAAGAUCCAAUUAACAAUGGUCAAGCACAUAUACAUGUGGUAGGAGUGAAGAGGAGAGCUAUACCACUUCCCAUUCAGAUGUACUAUCAGCAGCAACCAGCUUCGUCUACCCCAAUUGUUCGGGUUGAUUCAAUUCCUGACAUGUCUUCGUCUCCUUCGCCAGCAGGACUCCCACAUGGGCCACAAAGCGUAGGAAAUCAUUAUCAAAGGACCCCUAUUAACCAGUCUUCAACUUUGACAGCAACACAGAUGUCUUUUCCAAUUCAAGGUGUUCAUACUGUGGCACAGACUGUUUCUAGAAUUCCACAAAAUACUGUUCAUGCGCAGCAGCAAAAUGCUCCAAUGACUGUUAUACAGAAUAAAGGUCCAAUACCUGGUGAAGUUGUGAAGGCCACAGUAAUACAGAGCUCUGUUCCCCAGUCUGGCGUUCCUGUUACUAUUGCUGUAGGAGGAGCACCACAAGCUUCAAAUCAAAAUCACAGCAGUACAGGACCACAGCCGUCCGUUACUGUUGUUGGUUCUCAGACGUUGCUUCACCACCAACCUGUAAUUCAACAGCAGUCUCCACUGCAUGCAGUGGUACCAGGACAGAUACCUUCAGGCACUCCUGUUACAGUAAUUCAGCAAGCUGUACCUCAGGGUCAUAUAUUUGGCAGAGUACAAAACAUACCAGCAUGCAGUUCAGCAGUUUCACAGGGUCAACAGUUGAUCAGCACAUCAUCGCAACCUGGGCAGUCACCAUCUCAGCAGUCCUCUACUGCUAACCAGCAACAAGAUACAGUCAUCAUAGCACCACAGCAGUAUGUCACAACCUCUGCAUCUAACAUUGUUUCUGCCACCACUGUUCAGAAUUUCCAAGUAGCACCUGGGCAGGUGGUUGCAAUUGCAGGCGUCCAAAACCCACCAACUUCUAGGGUAGGCUUUCAGAACAUUGCACCAAAGCCUCUGCCGUCUCAGCAAGUUCCACCUAAUGUACAGCAGCCGAUGCAGUCACAGCAGCAACCACCACAACCAGCAUCCCAGCAAAGUGUAGUGAUUGUCAGCCAGCCAGCUCAGCAAGGUCAAACGUAUGCACCAGCCAUUCACCAAAUAGUGCUUGCUAAUCCAGCUUCUAUUCCUCCUGGUCAGACUGUUCAGUUGACUGGACAGCCAAACAUUACUCCAUCUUCUUCACCAUCUCCAGGUCCGGUUACAAACAAUCAAGUCCCUACAGUUAUGUCAUCUUCAUCUACCCCUUCUCAGUCACAAGGACCCCCUCCUACUGUCAGCCAGAUGCUUUCUGUAAAGAGACAGCAGCAGCAGCAACAGCAGCAGCAACAUUCACCAGCAUCUUCGCAGCAACAGGUACAACCACCGAUGCAAAUGCAAGUUCAGUCCCCGCAAGCUAAUACAGGAGUUGGCCAGCCUAACUCUGGUGAAUCUAGUCUGAUAAAGCAACUACUUCUUCCAAAAAGAGGCCCCUCAACUCCAGGGGGGAAGCUUAUACUCCCAGCUCCACAGAUUCCUCCACCUAACAAUGCAAGAGCUCCUAGCCCUCAGGUGGUUUAUCAGAUGGCCAAUAACCAAACGCCAGGUUUUGGAGUACAAGGGCAGUCUUCAGCUCAGCAGCUGCUAGUUGGACAACAGCUGGUCCAGGGUGCAGUCCAGCCCCAAGGGGCAGUACAAACAGUGCCCAUUUCUAACUUACAGAUAUUGCCAGGUCAGUUGAUCUCAAACAGCCCAGCAACUAUUUUCCAAGGGACUACUGGCAACCAGGUUACUAUAACAGUUGUGCCAAAUACGAGUUUUGCUACUGCAACUGUGAGUCAGGGAAAUGCAACUCAAAUCAUUGCUCCAGCUGGAAUUGCAGUGAGUGGGGCUCAGACAGGAGUUGGGCUGCAGAUGCAAACACUUCCAGCUACUCAAGCACCUUCAGCUGGACAAUCACCGUGUACUGCUGCUCCCCCAUUCAAAGGUGAUAAAAUAAUUUGCCAAAAGGAGGAAGAAGCAAAGGAAGCAACAGGUUUACACAUUCAUGAACGUAAGAUUGAAGUUAUGGAGAAUCCUUCCUGCCGAAGAGGAGCUGCAAACACCAGCAAUGGGGAUGCAAAAGAAAAUGAAAUGCAGGUGGGAAGUCUUUUAAAUGGGAGAAAGUAUAGUGACUCCAGUCUACCUCCUUCUAACUCAGGGAAAACACAGAAUGAGGCCAAUCAGUGCUCACAAGUCAGUAAUGGGCCAUCAUUAGAAAUGGGUGAGAACGGAGCUCCUGGAAAGCAGAACUUUGAACAAAUGGACACACAGGAAAUUAAAAGUGAUUUGAAGAAGCCCCUAGUUAAUGGAAUCUGUGAUUUUGAUAAAGGCGAUGGUUCUCAUUUGAGCAAAAACAUUCCAAAUCACAAAACUUCCAAUCAUGUAGGAAAUGGUGAGAUAUCUUCAGUGGAACAACAAGGGAAUUUGGAUGCCACGCAGCAAGAUACUGCCAAAGGUGAUCAAGGGGAGAGAAUUUCUAAUGGGCCUGUAUUAACUUUGAGUAGUUCACCUGUUGUAAGCGGUACACAGGAGGCUGCAAAACUGUUAACCCAGCAACUUAGUGGUACCAACACUGAUUUACCUAAUGGACCUCUAGCUUCAAGUUUGAAUUCAGAUGUGCCUCAGCAACGCCCAAGUGUAGUUGUCUCACCACAAUCUACAGCCUCUGUUAUACAGGGGCAUCAAAUCAUAGCAGUUCCACACUCAGGACCUAGAGUGUCCCAGUCUACCCUGUCAUCCGAAGUUCGGUCUACUAAUGGCACAGCAGAAUGCAAAAUUGCAAAGAGGCCAGCAGAGGAUAAUGACAGGGAAACUGUUCCAGGAAUUCCAAAUAAAGUAGGAGUUAGAAUUGUUACAAUCAGUGACCCCAACAAUGCUGGUUGCAGUGCAACUAUGGUUGCUGUGCCAGCUGGAGCGGAUCCAAGCACUGUAGCGAAAGUAGCAAUAGAAAGUGCUGUUCAACAAAAGCAGCAGCAACCAACCACGUAUAUACAAAGCAUGGUCACACAGAGCACACCUGCAACGUCAAUACCAACAGUGCAAGUACAGGGCCAGCAGCUCAAUUUGCAGCCACCUUCAUACACUGCAGCAAGUCAGCAUGCAGAGCAAAUGAAGAAACCUGGACAGAACUUCAUGUGUCUGUGGCAGUCUUGUAAAAAGUGGUUUCAAACACCAUCACAGGUUUUCUAUCAUGCAGCAACUGAACAUGGAGGAAAAGAUGUCUACCCAGGGCAGUGCUUAUGGGAGGGAUGUGAACCUUUCCAGAGGCAGAGGUUUUCCUUCAUUACCCAUUUACAGGAUAAACAUUGUUCCAGAGAUGCUUUGCUUGCAGGAUUAAAGCAAGAUGAACCAGGGCAAGGAGGAAUUCAGAAGCCUUCCAAUAAGCCGCCAGUUGUAGGGAGUACAGCUGCUACUCCCAGAGCACAGAAGGCCAUUGUGAAUCAUCCAAGUGCUGCCCUAAUGGCAUUAAGGAGGGGAUCAAGAAACCUUGUCUUCAGAGAUUUUACAGAUGAAAAAGAGGGACCAAUAACUAAACACAUCCGAUUAACAGCUGCCUUAAUAUUAAAAAAUAUUGGUAAAUAUUCAGAAUGUGGUCGCAGAUUGCUAAAAAGACAUGAAAAUCAUCUAUCAGUGCUAGCCAUUAGUAAUAUGGAAGCUUCCUCCACACUUGCCAAAUGCCUUUAUGAACUUAAUUUUACUGUCCAGAGUAAAGAACAUGAAAAAGACUCAGAGAUGCUGCAGUGAGAAAGGUCCCUGUUGUACAUCGGGACAGAGGUAGUCAAACACAUUUCAAAUACUGUUACUGAAGAAAGCACCAAGUCUUAAUGGAACAGAGACCAUAGAUUGAAUUAUUUUAUCUCCUCCCAUGAUGCUGAGAGGAAGCUUUGUAUUCUGAUCACUCAACGAAUCCCUUUGUUCUGUUUAGAAAAAGGAGGGAAAAAAACUGCCAUGGGAUUUUCAACCAGCUGUCUGCAGGAUGUCUCUCAAAUCUGAUAGAUCCUGAAGGAAACUGGUGUGAUCAGAAUUCAGUACCAUCCACAUUGGAAUAAACAUGGAAUAUUGUAAAACCUACAUGAGCAGAUGAAAUAGAAGCAUUAAAUAUUUUUAUCUAUAUCCAAAAAGGAGCACAUUUUUAUAUUUACGAAACCGUUUAAGCUGGUUUGAAUAAAAAAGAAAAGUUUCAGCACACCUGUAACCCCCUGGUCUCGGAGGGUGCCACCAGUAUCUAGCUAUGGAUUGCGUGUUUUGUUUAGAAAUCAGUAGCUUGGUUUUCUUACUUGAGCCAAUAUAUUUUCACUUAUUUAUUAUCAUAAAAAAUUUACCAGUCUGAAUAGAUCCUGUAAAUACUUGUGAAUAGAACACCUUUCAUGCCACUGCAGCCACUGGAAAAAACAUUCUGUGGUGUCCUAGAAGCAUUAUAGGUAGGUUCUGAAGUUUUCUAGACUUUCCUGUCAAUUGUAAGUACUUGUGAUAUAUUCUACGCAGUGGAUGAAUGUUCUUUAAAUUUGUGUAAAUAAUUCUGCAAAGGUACCGAUGCUGUAAAGUCAAAACAGUUUUGUGGAACUGUGAUUUUUUUUUUUCUU
Meleagris gallopavo (turkey) is the source of this 6263-nucleotide messenger RNA. The record is from RefSeq and is a predicted model, not a curated record. NCBI's taxonomy places the organism in Eukaryota, Metazoa, Chordata, Aves, Galliformes, Phasianidae.